AUGGUCAAAUCGCAUCCCGCGGUGAUUGCCAUCGGCCAAAACAAGGGCCACGCCAUCACAAAGUUCAAGGCUGCCGGCAAGCAGUCCAAGAGCGCACGUCCCUCCGCCAGGAAGGGCAAGCUCGGCAAGAGAGUCAAGCUCAUUAGACAGGUCAUCGGCGAGGUCGGCGGCGUCUCCACCUACGAGAAGAGAGUCAUCGAGUUCCUCAAGGCCGGCAGCGUCAAGGACACCAAACGCGCCUUGAAGCUCUCCAAGAAAGCCUUGGGCACCCACAGAAGAGCUAAGCUAAAAAGAGAGUCACUCAUGAACCUCCUCAGAGCCCAGCAAGCCAAGGCCAAGAAAUGA
Nymphaea colorata (pocket water lily) is the source of this 345-nucleotide messenger RNA. RefSeq lists its product as uncharacterized. NCBI's taxonomy places the organism in Eukaryota, Viridiplantae, Streptophyta, Magnoliopsida, Nymphaeales, Nymphaeaceae. Bases 1 to 345 code for a protein of 114 amino acids. Gene Ontology annotation, molecular function: structural constituent of ribosome. The record is from RefSeq and is a predicted model, not a curated record. Gene Ontology annotation, biological process: cytoplasmic translation. Gene Ontology annotation, cellular component: ribosome; cytosolic large ribosomal subunit. The transcript has a single exon.